This is a messenger RNA of Chlamydomonas reinhardtii, 3413 nucleotides long. RefSeq lists its product as uncharacterized. The transcript has 2 exons. The record is from RefSeq and is a predicted model, not a curated record. NCBI's taxonomy places the organism in Eukaryota, Viridiplantae, Chlorophyta, Chlorophyceae, Chlamydomonadales, Chlamydomonadaceae. The coding region runs from base 217 to 2859 and encodes 880 amino acids.
GCGCUUGUCUUCUAUACAGAUUUGUAUACUGUAAGCAAAGUUUGCAUUAGGGUAACUGGAGUGUCGUCUACUCGAGUUAGUGAGUAGCCGAAGUGGCGCGACUAGCGAGUCUGCACGUCUUGCAUUGCGAGAAUGCACAUCGGAAGCUCUUGGUCCUAAGGAGCUAUUGACAGACAUACGGCCUGCGGCCUGGCGCUGCUCGUCUGAGGAGCGAGGAUGCCAUUCGCAGCGCUCCUGCCUGACGUGCUGCAGAGCGCGAGCGCCGAUGACCUUGCCGCCGAGCUGGAUGUCCACAUGAGUGCUCUCGAGCGCAUCCUGAACGCCCAGCUCGCGGCCUGUUGCCGGUGGCGCUCGGAGUGGGAGCCCGCAGCACUCCCACCAGGCGCGGCGCCCGUUAAUAGCUGGCGCAGCAGUGCCGCACACACGCGCCCCAGCGUGUCCAGUUCACGGCGGCUGGAACGCCCGGCACACCCAGCAGAGUCCACGGAGCGAUGCAGCCAAGAUGUCCCCACGGGUGGCGUGUACGGGGCAGCAGCAGGCAGCGGCACCGCAGCAGCGGCUAUGACCGCCUUCGCAAUCCGCAGCUUCAGUCUCGAGACCGCCAGUGGGGCCGGCUCGUGCUCACCCAGCUCACCCGCCUCCUCCUCCCCAUUGCCGCCGCCGGCCUCCACUUCCUCUUCCCCCGGGAAUGAGUUUAUGUCACCUGCAGCUAGCUGCUGCUGCGGCAGCGGCGACCUGGCUUUGCCCUCUGCUGAAUCAGAGCCCCGGGCGGCGGCGCCUGCGAGUGAGAUGGCGGAUCGUGGUCCGGCUCAGCAGCAGCAGGGGCAGCAGCAGCAGGAGACGCAGCAGGAGACGCAGCUAGAGCAUCUGCGGGGCCAGCAGCAGCAAGUGCAAGUCGGCUGGCUGCAGGCACAUGCGCGGUCGUCGGUCUCAGGUCGGGUGGGCCCGGCCCGGCUGGGGCUGGGGCUUGAGCGCCUGCAGUCCAUGGGACUGGUGGGGUCGGGCUCGGGGGGAGCAGAGGCGGCGGCGGCGGCGAUGGCGGCGGCUGCCUGUGUGGCGGAGCUGCAGUCGCAGGUGUCACUCAGCCUCAUGCCCGUGCCGCCGGAGCCGCAGCUGCAGCCGCAGCUGGAGGCACAGCCGGAGCAGCCACAGCCGGCGGGGCCACGGACUACGGCACUUCCAAAACCAGCUGCGCAGCUGCGCGGCGCAGAGGAUGUGCCGGCGGCGGCGCCAGCGACGGCUGCGGCAGUGGAGGGAUCGGCACCAGGGGUCCCGGGGGGCUUGGCCUCUCAGUGGAUACUGUUGUCAGCCUUCGCAGCGGCCGCGGGCGCAGGCCCUACACAAGAAGCCAUACGCGGCAGCAGAGGUGGUGGACUGAGGCUCAGCAGCCUCCUCGCAAGCCGCUCCCUCGGCCGCCGCACCUUCAACCUCAGCCGUAUGGGCAGCAGCAACAGCGCCCGCGCCAUCACCACCACCGCCGCCACCACCGCCACCACCGCCACCACCGCCACCACCACCGCCGCCGUCAUGGAAGCCGCCCGGCCGCCGCCGCUCCUGCUGCCGCUGCCACUGCCACUGCCGCGGUCGCUGUCGCGGCAGCUACUGCCGGCGGCUGACUCGCUGCCGCUGCUACUGCCGCCGGAGCCCCUGGCGCAGCUGUUGUCGCCGGAGGACGUGGCGCUGCUGGCCGCGGACAUGGCGGACUUGGAGGCGUGCGGCCUGGUGGGGUGGGACACGGCUGAGGACCUGGAGUUUGCGGCGCUGGAGCGGAUCAGCCACAGCAUGGCGGCCAGGAGGAGGAGCGCUUGGGGUGCUGCGGCGGGAGGAGGAGGCGGUGGUGGCGGUGGGAUGGAUGAGGAGACGGAACGCGCAGAUGGCAGGAGAAGCAGCAGCAAUGGAAGCGGUGGCGAGGGGGAGGUUGAAGGCGAGGGUACUGGGGAAGGUGAUGGCGGGGAAGGCGCGCGGAGUGGGACGGGGAUUCGGGCACGCAGUGGCAGGCCGCAGCCACCGCCCCUCCUGCUGCCGCAGUCACCGGCAGGGCUGCUGUGCGGCGUGCUGUCGCCAGUGGCGGAGGCGGCACCGACAGCGGCUUCCGUGGCGGCAAUGCCAGGCAAGCAGCUACCCCAGUCGCCACCGUCAUCGUCAGCACCACCGCCAGCGCCAGCUGGGCCAAGCCCUGAAGGGCACGCCGCGCGAUCGCCACUGGCGUCGGGUCGGCGGUGCCGACACGUCUCGGAACCGGGCGGAUGCGGUAUUUCUGGUGGCGGCGGCGGCGGUGGUGGUGGCGGCGGCGUCGUGACGCGCCGCAGGGGCCAGGCGCCCCGCACACCGCAGCUUGUGACUGUGGCCGGGGCUGCCACUAGCAGCGAGCCAGUCGGACCGCGCAGCCGGCAUGGUCACGACCUCGGACCCAGAUCGGGAGGCGACCGGCGCAGCAGCCACUGCGGCAGCUGCUACAGCCCCGACUUUGGCGGCACAACGUUUGGCGGCGGCUGUAGCAACAGCGCUCUCAGCACGCCGUACGGUGGCACCCCGCCGUACAGCGCUGCCGCCAGCUGCGGCAGCCGCCAGCCACGCAGGGCGUCAGAGAUUGGCGGCGGCGGCGGCUGUGGUGGUGGUGGCGGCGGCGGCAGCGUUUGUGCCGAGGUGCCGCACUCGCCUUGCUCCAUACGCAGCAGCCCUGGGGGCGGCGGCGGCGGCGGCUACGGCAGCCUGCGACAGCGCUUUGACGCGGCGGCGGCGGCGGGGGAGGAGGCUGACGGCGGGGCGAUGGGUGGUGGUGGCCUGGGCGGCCUGAGCCGCAUGUCUUCCCGCUGCAGUCUGAAGCUGGCGCCGGGGGCGAAGCGGCCGUGGCGGUGAGGGGCAAGAAGUGUGGAGGGGUGGGGUGGGGGGGGGGGGGCGGGCGCGAUGCGACAGCUGGUAGCGUGACACUUGAAAGACGGACAAGCAUGACGCAUUUUUUAUUUGCUCGGAGCGCGCAAUGCCGCUUGUGUUUGCUAUAUUUCUUUACUUGGAUGCUUGCGGCAUUGCGGCCUGCUGGUGGCGCUGCUGGCACAUGACUCGGGGCUUGGACAGGGCAGGGGUGCACACCACGUGGGUGCACCGCAGGCGGGGGAAAUGGGUGUGGGGGCACCGCACAGGGCAACGGGGACCGCAAUGAAGUGCGUGUGUCUGUGUCUAGCGUGAUGACAGUGCAGUGUCUGGGUCUGAGUGCUCGUAUCUUAAAAAGCCGUUAGUGGCUUAGUGCGAUGGCAGUGCAGGAUGAACUGGGCUGAUACUAUAUGCAGACUACGCAGCACUUGAACGUCUGGAAGGUGGGGGCAACCGACGAUUCUGUUUCACUGUUUGUCACAGCGUGACUGUGCUUGCCACGGAGUUCUGGGAGAGCGUACUGGUGGCCCUGCUAGGCCCUG